This is a messenger RNA of Varanus komodoensis (Komodo dragon), 1544 nucleotides long. It is a transcript of the gene SNX24, whose product is annotated as sorting nexin 24. The record is from RefSeq and is a predicted model, not a curated record. Lineage: Eukaryota; Metazoa; Chordata; Lepidosauria; Squamata; Varanidae. Gene Ontology annotation, molecular function: phosphatidylinositol phosphate binding. The coding region runs from base 325 to 837 and encodes 170 amino acids. The transcript is spliced from 7 exons.
CCGCCGCCGCCCUCUCCGCAACACCCCUCCCUUUUCCCAGGCCAUCUUGCACCAGGAAUCACGUGAGAAAUGGAAACCAGCGGUUGUUCCCAUAGAGAUAGGAAAAGGCUGUUCUCGCUUGUCACGUGAAUUGCACUUGCCCAUGGAUCCUUCCGCCGGGCUUGGCGCUGCUCGGGAGCCGUAGAGCCCCCGCUGCCCUCCAGUGCCGGCCCGCGCGCGCACGCAGGGCCCUCUCCCCCCCCCCCCCCCGCGCUUUCCUCCCCUCGCGUCCCCGCUCGUCGUGGCGCUCGUGAGCGGAACCUGCGCUCGCGCACCGACCGUGCCAUGGAGGUUUUCAUUCCAUCGUUCCGCUAUGAGGAGAGCGAGCUGGAGAGAGGCUAUACGGUUUUUAAGAUAGAGGUAUUAACGAAUGGAAGAAAGCACUAUGUUGAAAAGAGGUAUAGUGAAUUUCAUGCUCUCCAUAAAAAGCUUAAGAAAUUCAUAAGAACACCAGAAAUCCCUUCAAAGCAUGUAAGAAACUGGGUGCCCAAAGUUCUGGAACAACGUCGGCAUGGCUUAGAAGUUUAUUUACAGAAUAUUAUUGUAGAAAAUGAAGAGCUUCCUAAAAUAUUUCUUGAUUUCCUCAAUGUUCGGCAUUUUCCAUCUCUCCCCAAAGCAGAAAGUUGUGGCUCGUUUGAAGAAACAGAAUCUGAAGAAUCAAGCAAACUGUCCCACCAGCCUGUGCUGCUGUUCCUAAGGGAUCCAUAUGUCUUGCAAGGAGCCAAUGAUGACUUUCCAAAUGUAGUUAUCGAAGGUGUUCUCCAUGGAUUGUUUUAUCCUCACCUACAACCCAGGUAGAAAAUGGGUUUGGAUGGAUAUAAAUUCAUGCAAUCCCUCUUCCUUGAUCUAGGCUUUUAGUGAAACGCAAAACAAUGGAACAUGACAAGUUUUUAAAUUAAUUCAGUGUUAUCACUAACAUUGCUGCUUUAAAAAUUAUGAACAGAGAAAAUGCUAUUCUGUUGGAUCUGUUUACUAUACUGAAAUAUUUAAACUAAUAGCUGACAUUCAUUUUCUGAAUUACACUAACAUUAUGUACUUGAUUUUUUGUAAUGAGUAAUUACACACCAGCCUUUCACUUUAGUAUCCACUGCUGGCAGUAGAUACACAGGACAUUCUAACCCAUGUGAAAUUGAAAAAUGCAAAUGUUAAGGAAAUCACUGCCAAAACUGAAAAUGUAACAUAUGCUUAUUGUAUCAAUAUUUCUGAUGUGAUGUCGUAUCAUAUUCACAUUCUUCGAGAUGGAGAGAAAUGUUUGAAAUAUGCUUGAAGUUGGGCUCAAAUGUAGCUUUAAUUUCCCUUCAGAACCUUGCCACAAUCCUUGUGCUUCCAGACAACACUACACUUGCAUACUUUCCCAUGUUAAUUAAUCCAUACCUCCAUGUAAAAAAGAGGACUGAUUAGUAACAGUAAUCAGCUAAUCAGUGUUCACAGGUCAACUGGCUAAAUGAACAUAUGCAUACAUUUUGCAAGAUGUUAGAAUCCAAAAUAAAAACAUUAGCAUUACA